Mycetomoellerius zeteki is the source of this 1864-nucleotide messenger RNA. RefSeq lists its product as uncharacterized. Bases 55 to 1545 code for a protein of 496 amino acids. The transcript has 5 exons. NCBI's taxonomy places the organism in Eukaryota, Metazoa, Arthropoda, Insecta, Hymenoptera, Formicidae. The record is from RefSeq and is a predicted model, not a curated record.
GACCGAGGAGUCGUGUCAGUCUCAGGCGAAUAGCAAGAGCAACAAAAAACCACGAUGUUUCCGUAUCGAGGAUCAUUCUUAGCAGUGACAAUUUCGUUAACAAGUGUUGUACUUGCCGACAUCAUCGUUCAACCCGGUUACGAUCAUUCCGGCAAAAAUCCAUAUUCGCAACCUGCUUCGCACCAAAUAAACUCUCAGACUGAACAAUAUCACACGAAACAAUUACCGAACCAAGAAUUGCCGUAUCUUCAAAGUGCUCGAACAGUGUAUCCCUAUUAUGAAUCCAAAGAUCAUUCAAAUCUGGUGGGUUAUCCAUAUCAUCCGUUCCAUCAUUAUUCACCGAGGAACCAUCCGCAUUACGCAAGGAUAGGAAGCCAUGAAUAUUCGCGGCCAUCAGUAUUCGUCGGUUACCGACAACCUUCGAUAGGACACUACCAUCAAUGGGGUAGUCCGCACCAUUACCACCGGUACAGAAGGUCACUUGACUCCGAUUCUACACACACGGAAUCCAAUGAAUCUGCGAACGUUGCACACGACAAUGAUGUGGCCUCGAAGUCGCCCUUAACCGAUGACAAAUAUCCUAAAACCACCGACUCGUUACUUCCAGAACACGAGCCUACUGAUACUAAUGAUAAGCAUGUGGAGAACCGUCAGAUCAAGAUUGACCAUAUAAUGAAACCACGGCAUAUAUUCGGUUUAUUCGGCAUAUAUCCACAAAUAAUACGGUUCCCUGAACAACAUACAAGCGAAAACACAAUGCAACAAAAGAUUAUCAAAUUUCCUUCCAAUCCGAACACGUUAAAUUUCAAUGAGAAUUCUCAGAAAAAUGAACAAGAUUGUGAUGACGAAAAUUUACAUCUUCUUACUAAUAGACCUUCUACACGUAUAAGAUUCGAACAAUUUCCGGAGGAAUUUUCAAAUAACCGUCAUAGCGAAUACCGAAAGGGAAGAGAGCUGUCAUGGGGAGAACACUUUACUAACCUCCUACUAGAUAAUAUGAGACAUCAGUGGGGGGGAUACUAUCACACAUAUACUCCAUCAUACACUGUAUCUACCCCUACGGUGCCAACGGAUCCACUGAAGACCAAAUACUUAGAUCUCGUAAAUAAAUAUGAUAAGCUGUUGCAGUUCGUCAAACAGCGUGGCGGCAACAUUCCAAAAUUUUUUUUGCAUGCAAGACAAAACAAGAUGAAACCGAUAACGAAAAACGAAGAGGACACUUCAUGGACACCCGAUACCACUGAAAUAACACGUUAUCUCGAACAGGAUCUACCUAACUCAUACAUUCCAUCAGUAAGCAAUUUCGAUCAGGAUAAUUAUCCGCACCAUUGUUCGAAUUGCCAUAAGAAUACUCCAAACUAUUCUUCGGACGACUUUGAGGACAAUUCAGAUUUCCAGAGAAACUACAAUUCAGCUCGUAAUAUCGAGCCUUUAAUUUUGAUUCCUAACUAUAGCUAUAUCCCUAAUGAUAGUAACGAUGAUCCUAACUAUGCCCCUGACAUCGAUAUCUCUGUUGUCCCUGACCAUGAAAUUCACAAAGAUUAGUGCUCGGAGCAAUUUAGCGCCGAUGAUAUCGCAGAUGCAGUCUUUAGACGUAUACAAUUACCUGUCGGGAAAAAAAUACAAGCUAUUCUACUAGAUUAUAAAUACUACAACAACUAUCCAAGUGAUACACCACUUUAUGACACGUUUUUGUCAUCACGUUAUUAGUAAGUUUAUUAUUAGUAAGGCGCUUUUAUAGAUAUGACGCUGUUAUCGAUUCCUGCCACGUUACCUUAAAGUAACGAGUCGAUUGACCAUAAUGAUUUCUAUGUUCCAUUUAUUAUAAUUACUUUUAUGCACGCAUAAUUUUUUAUAAGCGCAC